AUCUCAAACUAGCAUUCCUCUUCCAAAUUCCCAACAAACACCCCUGGAAAUUAAUCCACAGAAUGACCGACAUAGAUCCUGUCCCUGCCCUCCGCGAAGUCCUCGGUGAUGACAAACAGGAAAAUCUUGCACUUCGAUUCCGUGCCCUCUUCUCACUCAAGCACCUCGCCCGCAACGGUAGCAAACCAGCAAUAGAGGCAAUCGCAAACGCCUUCAGCAGCAAAUCCGGUUCUCUCUCCCUUCUUCGCUUCUAUCCUUACUCUCCUUUAAUGCUGACUUUCCAAACCCCCAAGCCCUCCUUAAACAUGAGCUCGCCUACUGCCUCGGCCAAUCCGCAAACUCUUACGCUGCACAAUUUCUACAAUCUAUCUUAAUCACCAAAUCCGAAGACUCAAUGGUCCGGCAUGAAGCGGCUGAAGCCCUGGGAGCCCUUGCACAUGCCGAGUCACUCCCACUUCUGAAAGAAUACUUAAAUGAUUCGGAGGAGGUGGUACGGCAGACCUGCGAACUUGCAAUCGCGAGGAUUAACUGGGCAGCGUCGCAGAAGGACUUGGAGGAGAAUAGUAAGAACGGUAGCGAUCGGGAAGGGGGUUUAUUCGUGGGCGUAGUCGAUCCAGCGCCACCGGCCAAGGGUGGGAACGUGGAGGAAUUGCGAAGGAUAUUGAAUGACCAGGGGACGAACCUUUUCGAGCGAUACAGAGCGAUGUUCCGGCUGAGGGAUAUUGGGACCAAUGAGGCUAUUGAUGCACUGGCGAGCGGAUUUGAGGAUCCGAGUGCUCUGUUUAGACACGAGGUUUGUCACUUCUACUCCGCUCUUCUUAUCUGUUCUCUUAUGAUCAGUCAAAUUGAUGUCGUGUAAUAGAUCGCAUUCGUUUUCGGCCAAUUAUCGGAUCCGCAUAGCAUCCCAGCCCUGAUCAAAGUUGCUGGGGAUAAAGGAGAAGCCCCAAUGGUCAGGCAUGAAGCUGUCGAAGCGCUAGGGAGUAUAGCGGACGAAGGUGUCGAUUCACUAUUAAAGGAGUAUGCUAAAGACGGUGAAGAAGUAGUCAGGGAUAGUGCCGUGGUAGCAUUAGAUAUGGCAGAGUUUGAAAGGAGUGGCGGCUUCGAAUAUGCACUCAUCCCAGGUGCUGCGUAAAAUAUAAUCUGGCAUAUGAAAGUGCCCGGUUUUCCUUUUUUUUUUUUUUGGUGCCCGGGUUAUGGAAUGAUAGAAAAAAGAAAAAAAAGUUGGGGUCAAUAGAUUGUUUAGUUACUUUAUACUAUUCUGGCGUUUAUGGAUAUCCUGUUAGAGUCGGGACACCGGUACGGUCACCAGUCACGCAUAAGUCAUGUUAAUUCGAAGCUGGCGUGUAGGGAUAUCAUAGUGUAAAUGGCUAAUAACAUUUAUAAUUUUUCACUAUC
Molecule: messenger RNA, 1395 nt
Organism: Tuber aestivum (summer truffle)
Lineage: Eukaryota; Fungi; Ascomycota; Pezizomycetes; Pezizales; Tuberaceae
Source: the annotation of a GenBank genome assembly